Messenger RNA from Biomphalaria glabrata, 5653 nucleotides. RefSeq names its product protein jagged-1-like. Gene Ontology annotation, molecular function: calcium ion binding. The record is from RefSeq and is a predicted model, not a curated record. The transcript has 10 exons. Bases 741 to 3449 code for a protein of 902 amino acids. Gene Ontology annotation, biological process: establishment or maintenance of epithelial cell apical/basal polarity; heterophilic cell-cell adhesion; cell communication. Lineage: Eukaryota; Metazoa; Mollusca; Gastropoda; Planorbidae. Gene Ontology annotation, cellular component: protein-containing complex; plasma membrane.
UGAAGCCUCGACGGAAGUUUGCGAUGGUACACGUAACGGUAGAGUGAGUACCAAGUAGAGUUAGUAUGUCCUAAUAGCAGGGUGAGUUCUUCUUGCUUGUGGAGUCGAGUUCAUAAUGUUAGGAUCAGUACUUCUUGAUUGUGGAGCCGAUUUCAUAAUGUUAGGAUCAGUACUUCUUGAUUGUGGAGCCGAUUUCAUAAUGUUAGGAUCAGUACUUCUUGAUGGAAGAGUGAACGCAUCGCAAUCAUCUUUUCUGUCGUGUGCUUCUGUCGGAUAUCUCAGCUGUGGAUACUUUGUCUUGGCGAUCUCUGGUGUGUGGACAAUUUACUAAUUCACAGAUACUCAUAACAUAGUAAUGAUUAUAGCUGAAGCAAUUAGCACAAAUAAGAAAAAUUUCAAGGACAUGUGUGGAUAUAAAGCACAACUAGGAAACAUUCUGAUUGGAUAAUGUCCGAACAUAGCCAAGAUUUAUUGAAGUUUCAAUAGAAAGUUUUCCUCAGCGAAAUAACAAAAACGUGUGAUAUCCUAAGAAGGUAUUCCAGUUAAUUGCUGGGACUUUCAUUAAACAGAGUUCAGUGUGUGUGUGUGCGAGUUAGUGGUGAAUAAUUCGGUCACCCAGGGCCAGAGAAACAAAUCUAGUGGUCAUGUGACCACCAAGACGCCCUGCUCACGAGAUCUAGCCAGUGAGAUGAGCCCACCCGUGAUGGCACGUGUUGAGGAGGUCGGAUGACACCCCAGAGAUGAACCUCAGAUCACGACACCUAGACGUCUGGCUCACCUUCUUCCUAGUCACCAUCACCUUCAGGUUCGAGUCUCAUUCUGCGGUUGCUCAGUUGGGCUACUUUGAGCUCAGGUUGCUGUCUUUAAAUCUACCGCUCGUCACACUCUACCAUCAUAUGAUUCCGCCUGAAACAAAGAAGGGCGCUCUGUCUCCUUGCGCCGAGGACUUAGGCCUGGCGGUCACCGCGUGUCUGUCACACCACCAGCUCCCCCUGCCCAGGAAGGUGGAGUGUACGCUCGGGCAUAACCGGACAACGCUCAGGGUACCGCUGGAGGAGGACCUUUUGGUGCUGCCCUUCUCAUUCUCUUGGCCAGGAGCAUACACUUUGUCACUGACCGCUGUCCGGACUUGCCCAUCAUUACCAGGAAAAGAGUUGUUUGUCUCAGAACUCAUGGUAGCAGACUUCAUCGCUCCGUCUCCACAGUGGGCUUUGAUAGUUCAACACCGGAGACCUCACCCUGAAGACCAGCAAGGUGAUCAUCUAGAAGAACGACGAAUUGGUGCCGCCUUUUCAAGCAGAAGUUUCUCUAAGCGCCAAGCUGAGAAGCUCGGACCUAAUCGACAAGAUCUGAAGACGUUUAGUCGCCCAAAGCGAGCUAUGGCACAUGGUGGUAGCACAGUGACGUCUAUAGACAAUAUCGUUAGACGAAAAUUGACGUCUGGAACGCGAAGAAAGUCUUCGCAUUUACAGAACCUUGCUGUGGGAUCGUCAGAUCAAGCCUACCUACGUGGAGGCCAUAUUCCUCCAAGCAAACUUUUCACCGGCAUAAAUCAUUCCUCAAUGAUUCAUACUGAAUCAACCAUGUCAAGUGACGUUAUUAACUCUUCAACGAGGAGAGUUUUGUCACAGUCUAAAGAUUACAACCACAAAGAACGACUUAAAAUAAACAGGCCAGAGAUUCUUUAUCCCAGUUCCAAAGACCUCCAUCGUAACAACAGAGCUACACUCGGAGAACAGAGUGUGGAUACUGAAACUUCACUAAGAAUCAAAAGGUCUACUAACGUGGAUAGCUUCGAGGCAUCGGUUCAUCUUCCGGAUAGUACAACGGACAUUGCUGAAGAGACCGCCGAAGGCUUUGAAGAUGAGAGUGUAGAAGACGACGAUGAAGAGAUGGCGCUGUCCACCGAGGCAGUGGUCAGGGUUGUUGGAGCUGAUGUGGUCGUAGCUGUUAGAGUUGUGUGUUCAAAAAAUUACUUUGGCCCAAAUUGUUCUGAGCUUUGUCGACCUAGAGAUGAUCUCCGCGGACACUGGUCUUGCAAUGAACAAGGCCGUCGGGUGUGUUUACCUGGUUGGUCGGGUCAAGACUGUGCUCAGGCGCUUUGUUCGGAGCUGUGCCGAUCUAAUCGGGGUAUCUGCUCCCGCCCUGGUCUGUGCACGUGCAGGCACGGCUGGUACGGUGAGCACUGUGAUAAGUGCAGGACGACUCCCGGAUGUGUGCAUGGCACGUGCCACCUACCCGGGCAGUGCAUCUGCCACAAGGGCUGGGCGGGGCCCCUGUGCGACGUGGAGAGUCGCUACUGCCUGGAGCACAGCCCGUGUCUGAACGGGGGCACGUGCCACCACGACAGCUCGCACAACUACACCUGCUCCUGCCCGAGGGGUUACGUGGGGGCCCACUGCGAGGUCAGCGAAUGUCACAGCAACUUUUGUUUGCAUUCUGGGACUUGCUUGAUCGCUGAAGGAACCCGUUAUUGUCUGUGUUCAUCACAUUACACUGGACCAAGGUGUCAACACAAGAUGGAUAACAUUCUGUCAUCCCAUGUCGCCUGCGAUACGCCCCCGUGCAGCUCUACCCAGAGGGCGCCACCUUGCUCAGGAGAAAACUGCCGCAUCGAAGUUUCCGCUGAACUUGUGGACAUGGCUUUGACACAGCACGAGAACCCUUGCCUUAGACACAUUUGCUACAACGGCGGCAGGUGUUCUAUGGGUAAAAACAUCAGCGCCCCGACGUGCAGGUGCCCAGCGCCAUUUGGAGGCCCGCACUGUCUUCAGGUGACGAAGUCAUCGUGUAGGAAUAACCCGUGCAUGAACGGAGGUGAGUGUAGGGCGACCAAAAACAUGGGGGCGUUUCAGUGCAUCUGCACUCCCGGGUUCACGGGAAAAUUGUGCCAAAAGGUGAUCCAGGCCGGAACUACAUUAUGUGGCGGAGGAGACAUGAAUAGCGGUACUAAGCCAAGCGGAGUUAUUUCGUGCCAUAACGGAGGUCAGUGCGAGAAAUCCCCACGGGGUCGGAACUACUACUGCAAAUGUCCCGCCAACUUCACGGGUGAAUUCUGUGAGCUGGAGAAAAAGGACCCAUGUUCUCGCCAUCAGUGUCUCUCUGGUGGGAUCUGCUCAGUUCACGCAAGCAAUGGCACCGCAGCCUGCAUUUGCCCAACAGGGUACUCUGGUGCCGUAUGCGAGAACCGUCAACUCUUCAGCGCUUGCAACCGGAUCCAGUGCCAUCACGGCGGCGCAUGCGUGGACCUCCCGCACAACAAUUUCCAAUGCGUCUGCCGAGGCAGGUAUGAGGGCAAAUACUGUGAACGAGAGACAAGACAUGGUGGAAUGGUGAUAGAAAUACGAUCAGACUGCUGCAACUCACGAGGCGAAUCGAGGUGCCAUUCACAGUCACUCUUGAUGCUUUAUUUAUUAACAUUAUCUUUGUUACGCUUAUUUAUAUCAUGAUAAAUAUUUAUUUAUUUUUAUACAUAGACUGAUAUAAUUUAUUGAUCCAUGUCUCUAUGUUGAUUGGAAGACGUAAUAUUCCAAAUAUAGGCCCAACUGGAUGACUGGAUAGUCGUUUUUGUAAUGCUGGAGUUUGAAUCCGUCCGCUGAAUCAAUCCCAUGUCCUGCAGGCUGUUUGGGCUCUAUAAUGUAAAGAUGGGCCACUUCACUUCUUGGUUUACCAUUUCUUCAAGAAAAUACUCUUUCGGUGGCGUGCAGUCCGAGUUGCCUCGGGACCAGGCCAGUCUUUAAGAGUCUCAGGUUAUCAUAGUUUACUUUACUUUGAAAUAUAAAGUGUUUAGAAUAAUCGAAAAGCGCAGUGCUGUCCCAGACCACUAAGCUGGUCCCCCAAGGUCAAUCCCACCGCAUGCCACUGCUAGUUAUUGAUUUGUUUGUUUUGUUGUUUUCGACUUUUGUUGAGUAGAGCAUUGUGGGAUAACGAAAUCAAUAUCUGACCAAAAAGCAACGAAAAUCUUUUGAUCAGUUUGGAUACGAAAUGAAGUAAAAAGAAAUUCAAAAUAUGCUAAUUUUAUCGAACCCUUUUUAAAGAUUACAUUUUAUUAUUAAGAUAUUGAUAUUGAUAUUGUCUGUGCCCAUCACAUUUAUGCAAUUACAAAAUGAAACAAUUAUAUUUUACUACAAAAGUUAUUAAAAACAUUACAUUAGAUGUGAUGUAAACUGCUGCUAUUGAUACAUUUUUAGAAUACAUCUAUUCAAGUCAUAACUUAAUGGAGGCAGGAGUACACUACCUGGACAGCGAUCUCCAAAACGGCCUUAACGAUUUUCCCAGAAAUUUAACAGUCGAUGUAUAGUGCUGAGAAAAAAAUUAUUAGCUCGUUGGCCACACCGGCAUAUACUGAGUAAGAACGUUAUACUUUUCCAAAUUUAAAAGAAGAGAAAGUAAAAUUUCAAUUUGGCUAGAAAACUCAAUCUGGAUACAAAUCGGUUUUAAAAGGACUAUCGCGUUCGGGAAUUUCCGAAUGUAACACAUAUUUGAUUAAAGAGUUAAAUUAAUGAAUGUAUCAUCCAUGUUUUAAUUGCUUUUGUAUAGCGCGCGAUUUAUGUUAAGUGCAUUCUGGUCAAAUCAUUUAGUGGACAUAUGAUUGAAUGUGAUAUUUAGAAGGCUGUCAUGCUGACAUUUAGGCGUUUAUUUAACGCAACUCAGCUCGAGUCAGAUCUAAAUAAAACAUUCUGUUUCAGAUAGGGCAACACUUCACACAUUCUGAGUAUUUAGCGGAACACUUUGUUUAUUUUCUUAGAGAGGUCGAUUCACGUGGUGUCCUACUGGUUACUUAAUCCAGUAGUUUUUGGAAUACACCUAUUCAGGCCUUGUUGAAAAAUAGCGUUCCGCGGAACACAGUUUGUGUAACUCCGAGAUGGGAUUUUAUUUCGGGUUCUUCUCGUCAAAGAUCUAAGCGACUUACACCAUUUUGACAGUGGCGUAGCUAGAGUGGGGGAUGGGGGGGGGGCAAAAUGCGUAUUUCAUUUUUUUUUUUACAUUAAAAAUUUAAAAUACGCUAUUGUCUCAUGCCAUGAUGUCGAAUGUCAAAAAUGCAGGGGCCCCUAAAGAGGCCAAGCCAUCCGGGUCCCCAUAUGAUGGCGAAUCCCUAGCGACACCACUGGGUUUGGACCAUAAGCUCGUCGCCACUUCACAAGUCUGUACCACGUGGCUACGAGCGUUGGUCUAAACUGCCCACAUGUUGCGACGUUUUAUGUCAGGGUUGAGACUGUCUAUAACGACUAGUCUCGCUGACACCACUCAAGCUACUCAUCACAUUAGUGAUGAACAUGUGUGACUUUGCGUUUUGGCGUUUUGGGUUCAUUCUUAAAAAGUUAGCAGUGGCGUAGCCCUCUUGGCGCGAUGGGGUACAUUGCACUCCUGCCCACGACCAUCACUGGCCCAUUCGGGCUCUUGUAAAGGAAGAAAAAUGUGCAUGAAUGUAAAUGUUUCCAAUCCUUACUUUAGUUGACUUAAGCAUAACUAUUCAUUGUUCUGGAAUUAUGUUUCUGGUAUAUUUGUCAAAAUAGAAAAAAUCAAAUUAAUGUAAAUUUUUUGUAUGAAAUCCAUUAAAGGAAGGUAACUCUAAUAAUGUUAUCAGAACGUUUUGUCAAAUUUUGACGUAUUCGAUUUUUACCAAUAAUAAAUUGUAAACAAUGUGACAGUG